Messenger RNA from Scomber japonicus (chub mackerel), 2256 nucleotides. RefSeq names its product DEAH (Asp-Glu-Ala-His) box polypeptide 32b (gene dhx32b). Gene Ontology annotation, cellular component: intracellular anatomical structure; spliceosomal complex. Lineage: Eukaryota; Metazoa; Chordata; Actinopteri; Scombriformes; Scombridae. The record is from RefSeq and is a predicted model, not a curated record. Gene Ontology annotation, molecular function: RNA binding.
AUGAAGUUUAUACCAGACAGACUGGAAGUUCACGUGAUGGCGCAGGAUAAUACCAGUUUAUAUGGAGAGGACUUCUUUGAGGGGAAAUCACCCUGUUGUUCAGACACAGACGCGUUGAGUCAAGGAGACAAAGAAUAUGAUGACAUUUUGGAGCUUAAUCAGUUUGACGGGCUGCCUUAUUCCUCCAGAUUUUACAAACUCCUGAAAGAAAGGAAAGAGCUGCCAGUGUGGACAGCAAAGAGUGAAUUCAUGGACACUUUGGCCAAAGGACAGUUUGUUAUUGUCAGUGGCUCUGCCAAAACUGGAAGGAGUUCUCAAAUUCCUGAGUGGUGCGCUGAAUUCUGCCUGUCAGUCCAGUUCCAGCAUGGCACAGUGGUUUGUACCCAGAUUCAUGCGCAGCAGGCUGUAGAUCUCGCUUUGAGAGUGGCUGAUGAGAUGGAUGUCAAUAUUGGCCAUGAAGUUGGGUACAGCAUCCCUCUGGAAACGUGCUGCGCUCACGACACAGUCCUCAGGUAUUGUACAGAUGACAUGCUCCUGAGAGAGAUGAUGGCAGACCCUUUGCUCGAGCGCUACAGUGUGGUGGUGGUGGACCAGGCCCACCAGAGGACCGUGGCCACUGACGUACUCCAGGGUCUGCUGAAGGACAUCACCCUUCAGAGGCCAGAGCUUCGUGUGGUCCUCCUCACUGCAGUUGAUCCUAGCCCCAAACAGAUGGCCCACUUCACUGGGUCCACAGUGCCUCUCAUUCGCCUGGAGAGUUCGGGCGCAGGGGAGGUGGUAUACAGCAGCAGAGGUGACAGCUACUUCUGUGCCUCACUCCGUCUGGUGCUGGAGAUACACCGAUCUGAAGAGAGAGGGGAUGUGGUGGUGUUUCUAGUGACUACACAGGAGAUAGAUCUGGCCCUUGACAUUCUGUGUAAUGAGGGCCACAGCUUACCCCCUGAUCUGGGAGAGCUCCUGCCCAUCGCCGUACACCCCAGCCAGCCUGGGACUCUACCAGUCCUCGGGGAGAUGGAGACAUGCCGGACCCGGAGAGUAUUCCUCACAUCCAGCCCAAACGAAGACUUCUUCUGGGCCGUUAACUCAAUAAGCUUUGUCGUCGAUGCAGGGCUGGAGAAAAGAUAUGUUUACAACCCCAGGAUCAGGACAAAUUCAGUCACGAUUCAGCCAAUCAGCGCAGGUCAAGCCAAGAGUCGCAAACAGCUGGCAUGUCCAACAGGCAAGUGUUUUUGUCUGUACCCCGAGGACAGACAGCUUCCUGAGGAGAUAUGCCCGCACAUUGCAGAGUCUGACAUCACUUCCACUGUACUCUUUUUGAAGAGGAUGGAGAUUGCAGGACUGGGCCAUUGUGACUUCAUCGACAGACCAGAUCCUGAAGGCCUGAUGCAGGCUCUGGAGGAACUGGACUACCUGGCAGCUCUGGAUAAUGACGGCAACCUGUCUGAGAUGGGCAUCAUCAUGUCUGAAUUCCCCCUGGAGCCCCAAAUGGCCAAAACACUGCUGGCAUCGUGCGAGUUUGACUGUGUCAGCGAGGUGGUCAUCAUUGCUGCCAUGCUAACAGCUCGAACUUGCUUCAUGCUUCCCUCAGUGGACUUGAAGCCAGAGGCUGUCCCAUUCCAGAUGAAGUUCCAGCACCCAGAGGGAGACCACUUCACUCUUAUUAAUAUCUACAAGGCGUUUAAACAGUGCCAGCAGGAUCCAUACUGUGAUGUGGAGAAGUGGUGUCAGGACUUCUGUCUGAACCACACUGCUCUGCUGAUGGCCGACGCUCUUCAUACUGAAUUCAUCGACACUCUGAAGAGAAUCGAGCUGCCCGUGUCAGUGCCUGCCUUUGGUUCCCGAACCAACACCGUCAACAUUAAGAGAGCCCUGCUGGCAGGUUUCUUCAUGCAGGUGGCACGGGAUGUGGACGGAUCAGGGAACUACUUCAUUUUGACCCACAAGCAUGUGGCACAGAUCCAUCCUCUGUCUGGUUACGGCGCCAAGAGCCCCAAACUGCGACUGCCAGAGUGGGUGCUGUUCCAUGAGCACUCCUUCUCUGAGGAUAACUGCCUCCGCACUGUCACCCACAUAACACCAGAAGAGUUCAUUCAGAUGGCACCACAGUAUUUCUUCUACAAUCUACCAUCUAGUGAGAGCAAAGACAUCCUCCAGAACAUUUUGAACGGUGCAGCACAGCACUGUCAAGAGAAGAAACCUCCGACUUCCGGAGAGGAACCCCAAGAUCAGACUUAUGAUCGUUGUGUCAUACAGUGA